Molecule: messenger RNA, 1551 nt
Organism: Trichoderma reesei QM6a
Lineage: Eukaryota; Fungi; Ascomycota; Sordariomycetes; Hypocreales; Hypocreaceae
Exons: 3
Biological process (GO): transmembrane transport
Molecular function (GO): transmembrane transporter activity
Source: RefSeq, a predicted model, not a curated record
CCCGUCGCAUGGAGCGAACUUCCUCGGAAAGACCAGCUUUUUAUCAUCACCAUGGCGCGGAUGAGCGAACCGCUUGUUCAGACUUCAUUACAGGCCUACAUGUUCUACCAGCUCAAGUGGUUCAACCCGUCUCUCCCCGACUCGACAAUCUCCAGCCAGGCGGGCGUCCUGCACGCCAGCUUCACGGCAGCCCAGUUUCUCACGGCGAUGCUCUGGGGCCGCAUCGCGGAUUCGAAGCGGUUUGGACGGAAGACGGUCUUGCUUAUCGGGUUGCUGGGAACGAGCGUGUCGUGUCUGGGUUUUGGCUUCUCGACGACGUUCUGGCAGGCGUUGCUGUUCCGGACGAUUGGGGGCGCGACAAACGGGAAUAUCGGCGUGAUGAGGACCAUGAUCAGCGAAAUCAUCCGCGAAAAGAAAUACCAGCCCCGGGCAUUCCUCCUCCUCCCCAUGACCUUCAACAUCGGCGUCAUCAUCGGCCCCAUCCUCGGCGGCAUCCUCUCGGACCCGGCCGGCAGCUACCCGUCCCUCUUCGGCAACAUUGACUUCUUCGUCAAGUUCCCCUACGCGGCGCCCAACAUCGUCAGCUUCUUCUUCCUCUUGUCGGCCGCUAUUGCAGUCUGGCUAGGUCUGGAGGAGACGCUGGACGCGCUGAGAGACGGGCCGCCUGACCUGGGCACCAGGCUGGGCAAGAGGCUGGUUGUCAAGUAUAGGAAGAGGUUUGGGACGACGCCCGAGGCAGAGGGGUAUUCGGCUGUGCCGGCGUCGGACGUGGAGUUGCGAGGGGGUGAAGGGCCGACGACGACGACGGCGAAGAAGUCGACCAAGAGAUACACGCAGAGAUUGCCGUUCCGACGUAUCUUUACUCGCAACGUCCUCGUGACGCUGGUUGCGCAGUUCUUCCUCACGUUCCACGUCGGGACGUUCAACUCGCUCUGGUUCGUCUUCCUCUCAACACCGACCUCGGACAGAGAAGUCCAUCUGCCGUUCUGGUUCACCGGCGGCGUCGGUCUGCAGCCGCGAUCGGUGGGCAUGGCCAUGGCCAUCCUGGGCUUCAUCGGCAUCAACAUGCAGCUCUUCCUCUACCCCAACAUCUCCGCCCGCCUGGGCACCAUCAGGUCAUGGCGGCUCUUCCUGCUCUUCUUCCCGGUGGCGUACUUCCUCGUGCCGUAUCUCUCCGUCGUGCCGAGCACCACACCGCCUCCUGCCGCCAAGACGGGGCCGCUGAUAUGGAUUGCCAUCUGCUGCGUGCUCUUCUUCCAGGUGACGGGGCGGACGUUUGCGCUGCCGAGCCAGGUCAUUCUCGUCAACAACUGCUCGCCGCAUCCCAGUGUGCUGGGAACGGUCCACGGGCUGGGCCAGAGCGUGAGCAGUGCUGCUCGCACGAUUGGGCCCAUGGUGGGAGGCGUUGUGUAUGGGUUUGGGCUGAACAAGGGGAUUAUCGGGCUUGUUUGGUGGGGGCUGAGCAGUGUUGCCAUUUGUGCGUGCUUGACGAGCUUGGUGGUGAAGGAGGGUGACGGGCAUGAGAUUUGGCUUGAGGGGGAUGAGGAGGAG